Dovyalis caffra is the source of this 582-nucleotide messenger RNA. The record is from the annotation of a GenBank genome assembly. Lineage: Eukaryota; Viridiplantae; Streptophyta; Magnoliopsida; Malpighiales; Salicaceae.
AUGAAAGUGGUGAGAAGUGGGCCUCAAUUGGUAGGAAGAAAAACCCACAAUCCCUUGAGAGGCCUGCAAAGGUUUUAUCGGGCUGGACAUGAAAGUAGUGUGGAGAGGGCCUCAACUGGUACGAAGGUUCCCUUGAGAGGCGUGCAAAGGUUCUCUCAGGCUGGUCGGAGAUUGCCCUUCGAGUUUAGCAUAAAAGGGCGUGUCUACCCGGCAAUUCUACCGGUGGAGAACAAGAAAGUUUCAGGCAGGGUUCUGCAUGGUAUCACGAAUCCGGAAUUAUAUAUUUUGGAUGAAUUUGAGGAUGUUGAGUAUGAAAGAGUCACUGUUGACGUUUCUUUGAUGGACAGUUCUGAUAAGAUACAAACACUUGCUUAUGUUUGGGCAGACAAAAAAGACCCCAACUUGUAUGGGGAGUGGGAUUUUGAGGCGCAACCGCAGAAAAGCAAGAGAAUAAGAUGGAAUCAAGGUUAUAAUGCUUCAAGCUUGGUCAACUACAGUGUUAGCUUGUUGAGAAAGGUAGUUAUAGGUUUGCCAUGGCUGCCAGCUAGGUUAUUUGGUAAAGUCGCCGUGUCUCACAAGUGA